This is a messenger RNA of Lottia gigantea (owl limpet), 5678 nucleotides long. RefSeq lists its product as hypothetical. Gene Ontology annotation, molecular function: protein dimerization activity; nuclear receptor binding. Lineage: Eukaryota; Metazoa; Mollusca; Gastropoda; Lottiidae. The record is from RefSeq and is a predicted model, not a curated record. The transcript is spliced from 24 exons. Gene Ontology annotation, biological process: positive regulation of transcription by RNA polymerase II; cellular response to hormone stimulus. Gene Ontology annotation, cellular component: nucleus. Bases 1 to 5394 code for a protein of 1797 amino acids.
AUGAGUAACAAGUGUCUAAAUGAGAAGAGAAGAAGAGAGCAGGAGAAUUUCUAUAUAGAGGAAUUGGCCGAAUAUAUUCUAGCCAGCAACCUGGACAUGAGCUCCUUUUCCAAACCUGACAAAUGUGCAAUACUCCAGGAAACUGUGAACACUAUUCAACAGAUUAGUAAGGAAGAAACCGGUUGUAGUGAAGCUGUUCAACAGAGUCAGGUAUCGUCCAGUAAACCGUCUAUUCUUGCCAGUAAUCUUCUUGGUCCUCUUCUUCUAGAGACACUUGAUAGUUUUUUAUUUGUGGUUAACAGUCAAGGAAGAGUUACUUUUGUAUCAGAAAAUGUUAAGGAUUACCUAAAAUAUAUUCAGGAUGAUCUUGUUGGAAAGAGUAUUUAUAAUAUUAUCCAUGUGGGAGACCACGCUGAAUUUAGUAAUUAUCUCAAGCCCAUGUCAUUGGGUAAUAUAAUAUUUCCCAAUGAUAAUUCUGAUUGUAAUAAAGCUAAGAAUUUUAGUUGUAGAAUGCUCAUUAAACCUGCAUGUGAAGUAGAUACAGAUAUAGAAGUUAAACAAUCCUUUGUAUGUAAAUAUGAGAGUAUGCAUAUUACUGCUGUUCUACAGCCUUAUUUAACAGAGAGUUUUUCAGAGUCUUAUACAGAAUCAGAAGGACAACAGAGGUGUUUGGUUUGUAUCGCUCGACGUCUUCACCUUACAGAAAAGGCCAAUAUGAUGAUCGGUACAGAACAUUUAAUAACUAAACAAGAUCUGAAUGGUAAAAUAUUAGAGUACGAUUCAAGUCAUUUAGCUUCUAAUCAUCGUAUUGGAGUAGAUUUUAUUGGGCAGCUCAUUCAGGAUUUCUGUCACGCUAAUGAUAUUCAACAGCUCAACAAACAUUUUCAAGAAGUGCGUAAAAACGUUAUUAACACCAGUGGUGUAUUCAGAUUAAAGUUAUUAGAAGGAAAGUACGUGUUUGUCAGGACUAAGAGUAAACUGGUCAGUAAUCGUGGUUCCAAUGAACCAGAAUAUAUCAUAUCAACUCAUCAAGUUGUAAGAGAUUGUGAUUCAGAGGUGGAGUUAAAAGGUUCGGCUUCAAGUAGUUUAAGGAAGUCCAUUAUUGGACCAGUGGGAAAUAACAAUCGGAAUAACAAUAUGGCUACUGGUGGUAUGACGUCUGCCUUACCGAUGGGUGUGUUAGGAGGCGGGCAGAACAAUUUUAUUGGCCCCCAAACCUCCAACCCGAAGUUAAAUUUAACGGAUAAUUUAAGUGGAUUUGACAAUUGGGAUAGUUUAUUCGGUUCGGAUAAUUCUUCGGAUUUAGUGAACAGCUUAACAAGUGCUGCGAGUUCUGGGAAUUCAAGUAAUACGUCCAACCCGUGGGCAAGUUUGCCCAAAAUGUCGCCUAACAGCUCAGCCAUGGGCGGUGUUAGUGGAUUACCUAAUCAAGGCAGUAAAAAACCAGCUGCUUUAAGUUUAUCACAUCGAACCAGUUCUUUAUCAUUUGACGGACAAGCUAGCCCAGGUUAUCCAGUGAGCCCAGGGCCCCGUAGUGCUGGAUUUCAAGUGCCCUCGGCUAAUCGUAUGCCUGGAUAUACCGGACAACGUAGUCCGGGUUCUGCUGGUCAAAUUAGAGGACAAUUUAUGAUACCUGCUCAACAUAAGAAGAACCCAUUAAUGUCUCCCCCCUCGGCGGCAUCAUCAACAUGGGGGCGGAGUUUAAGUCAAGAAUUACAGCCAGUAUCAAGUUCAGUCAGUUCACACAGCCCUCAUAGAUCACUCGAACAUUCUCUAUCUGCUGACUUGUCACCUCGGUACAUGCCCGAUAAACUGAACUUUGACACGAAUACGUCAAGCUGUGGUUCGUCUGCGAAUGCGUCAGAACGAGGAAUGGGUAAGUUGUGUCAGUUACUAACACAGGAUACCUCUUUUUCAAAAACAAGUGCUCUUUACAAAUCGCCUAAAAUGGCACGGACUGAUUCCUCCUCGUCUGGUCGCGGAAUUGUGGAUAGACUGGAUUAUUCCCCUUUUGAUAAUAUCAGCCAAUCACCGCAGCCUGGAACAGGAACCAGUUCUCCGGAGAAGCCUCAAAGUACGUCUGAGGAAUCGGAAGUAGGAUAUAACAAGGUUCGUGAGGAGAGAAAACAGAACCUAAUCCUGAAAAAACUUUUAAGUCAAGAAGAUGAAGGCGGAGCCACGUCAGUGAUGGAUCAAGAGGUCACAAGUUCACCUCAAACGUCCAAUGAGAAUGAUUCUAAUUUGGAUUUAGAUCGAAACGAGGCCGAAGCGAAGAAACCCAGCAAUGCUAUAUUAAAGCAAUUAUUAAAUGAAGAUGAUGAGAAUGAUAUUGGCGCCACGGGUUCGAUUCUGAAUAAUUUAAAUGAUGAAGAUAAAACCGGGGAACUCUUACAGAAGUUACUUCAAGAAGAAGAAAACAAUGCAUCCACUCCAGGGGAGACGACAAUCCGAGAAGCUGACAGUGGAUCUCGUUCUCGCCACCAGUCUGGACAUCAGGACCCUCAACCCUCCUCUUCCUCAGGGUCACAGGGUCACACCACCCCCCAACAUAAUUCCUUCUUAGAUGAGUCCAUCUUACGUCUUAUCAACAGCGGACCGAAAUCAUCGGCUGUGGCAGGAAACAUCAUGAAGAAUAAAAAUUUAGACCAGUUCUUUAACACGUUGUGGGAAAAAGAUUCAACAUCGCCAAGAGAACAAGGUGCACGUCUACGAGGGCCGCAGAAAAAACGUAAAGCUUCAGCUACGGAUGUUGACAGUACAGAUAUGUCAGACACGGAACCGAGUCAAAGCUGUUUAGCCAAAAAUAACGCUAUCUUGGCUCACAUGCUGUCCAAGAAAACUGCGAAGGAAAAUAUGGUCCUGAGCACUCAGCAGACGGUAAAGCCUACAAUGGUCCCACAAGAUCGUCUGCCCAAAAAUAUCAUAGAGAGAAUAAUACAAGUGAAAACAGAGAAAGAAAAAGAGGGAAACUCAGGCCCCAAUUCGAGGGAUAAUCCAUCAACAAAUCCUAAUAUCCCUUUUCCUGGUAACACGAAAACGGGCCAACCAUUCGCAGGUUUGAAUGAAAAUAGCGAAGAUUCGAUGAUGAGCUCUGAAAGUAACCAAUUAGACAUCAUUCAGCAAUUGUUGAACCAAUCAGAAUCCAUGGAAGUUGAUAAUGGAGACAGUAACGAUCCUUUGUUACAAGGUAUUCUUCAACAGGCUGCCGAACUGGAGCAGGACAUUAACAACAGCCAGCAUCAACAUCAACAACAACAUCAUCAGCAGCUGAACAACUUGCAACAGCAGCAACAACAACAACAGCAGCAACAACAACAACAACAACAACAACAACAACAACAACAACAACAACAACAACAACAACAACAACAACAGAUCUCUGCUGCUGCUUCUCAUCCACAACCCAACCAAUCAAAUCUGUCCUUUCAAUCCAAUCAGCAGACAUCGUCGUCAGGGUUACCACAAAACCAGACGUCAAACCCCGAACUUAACAAUAUGGAUGACUCAGCUUUUAUUAGUCAAUUAGAACAGUUGCUAGGUGACAACAUUGACAAUCUCCUUGGUAAUACUCAACAGAACCCUCCUGCUUACAACAGUCAAGAUGCUAGCGACCAAAUGGCCAUCAACGCUAUCCAGCGCCAACUAAUGGGCGAAGAUCUCAAUUCUGUCUCAAAUUCGAAUUUCCCCAACAAUCAACAACCAUCUCCUAGUCAGAUGUCUGAGUUGUUGAACCGACAAAUGGCAGCCGUGUCACAGCAACACAGUCGCCUAAAUCAGACCAUGAAUCAGCCUGGGAUGGGGCCGAUACCACAGGCCAUGGACGGGCAGUUUAACCAUAUGACAGGGCCCAAUAUACCUGGGCUACAAUCUGGGUUUAAUCAGGCACUGUCAGGAGGUAUGGGCAUUGGGCAACCUGGUCCUAGAUUUAACACCCCUCAAGGGAUGCCUGGCCCAGCUGCUAGACAACAGAUGUUCCGUGGAAUGAAUCACAGUCCAAUGGGAGCUCAAGUUCGUCAAAAUUUAAUCCAAAAACAGAAGCAGAAAGAUUUUGAGAAGUUACAGCGUCUGCAGGCUGCUGAACGACAGAGAUUAUUACAGCAACAGCAACCAAUGAGACAUUAUGGGGCCAGAUUUCCCUCGGGUUCAAUGGAUGGAAACCAGCCUCCAUUUCCAGAAAAUCUGAAUGAGUUGAUGAAUACUGGGCAUGCCCCUAACGUUACACUUCCUGUGGGGAGAGGUAAAAAUCUACCGAGUCCAGUGUCUCCACGAUAUAGUACCGGAGGAAUACAACAGCCACCAUUGAGUCCUAUGUUACCCCCUUCUACCCCUCCUUCUUCACAACUCUCCCCCCAUUUUAACUCUACCAACCAACAACAAUGGAACAUGAGAGGGGCCCAGCCUGGCAUGAGUAACCAGUAUAAUCUACAGAGACACCGAUCUCUGUCUGGUGGGAACGUGCCAAAUCGGUUCACCGUGCCUGACUCUCAGUUUUCUACGAACCAGUCCAAGAUGAUGAUGUCACCCUCAGCCCAGAACCAACAGAUGUACGCUCGACAGAUGUUACAGAGACAGAUGAGCUUACCACCAGGUCGAGGUUCACCAAGAUCUACACCUCAUAGUCCGUUUGGAAACAGUCCAGACCCCAUGUUGAUGUCCCCUAAUAAUAAUCGAGGCCCUGGGUCACAAGUUAGUCCAACAUUUAGUCAAGGUGGCAUGUCAACAGGCUUCACCUCUCCUCCUAUGUCAGCCCCACCGAGUUACUCAGCUGCUUCUUUAUCUACAUCCGCCACAUCAAAUAAUCCCAGCCAACAUUUUUCAGAUUUUGAUUUAACAUUUAUUGAUUCCGCCAUUUCUGGAAUGGAUGUUAAAAAGAAUUUAGGAGAUAUAUCAUCGAGUUCUACGUCCCAAUAUGUGAAACAAGAGUUACGUAAUAAAUGUAACGCUCGCUCAGAAAAACAGCACCAGUCUCAGCAGCAACAUCAACUACAUUUACCAGUUGACAACAGCAGCUACGAUACCGGAGGAGAGUUACCACUCGAUAUUCUUGAAACAAUAAAUGACAUGGCAAAGGAACACGGAGGUUCAAUGGGUGAUUUUGAUGAUAAAAACGAAGAUCCUGUGUCUCAAUCCAGUAUGGAAGCACGGAAACGUUACGAACAGUUUCGAGCCUUAUCAGACACACCCGAUUUAGAGGAGGCUGCAGCCAAGGUUUUUCGUAAUCAAUUACUCACGAAUCCAAAUAUCAAACAACCACCAGUAAAACAAAUUGGUGGGGGGAAGCUAGAGAUGUUACCCUCAGUUAAUGUCGUCCAAAAAGAGCCCAGGACCCCCAUAGAAGACAUCAAGCCUGCUGAUCAGAAAAACAGUCUUCUUCAACAACUUCUCUCGGAAUGACAAACAAUGAAUUGAUGGUUUGUGAAGGCACAAUGAUACACGUGCAUUACAUGUUGAAGGAUCAUGUCAUAGGAUAUGGACACGUGUGCACUUAGGCUCAUACAUCAGUCCAUCUAUCAGUAUUUGAUGUGACACAUUGGCGUGUGGAUUACUACAAUUGUGUUGUCAUCAUUGCGUGUGCAUGUAUGUAAUUGUGUCGCUUCCAGCAAUGCACGUGCAUUUUGCGUGAGCUAAGAAUAAGUGGCUCAGAGAAGUGUGUUAUGUGUCAUAAACUGUGUGUUCAG